CAUGUAAAUAAUAAUCACGAAAACCAAAGCGUUUUUUAUUUUUGCAAGUAAACAGCUUUUCUUCAUCUGACCAGCAUACAAACUGAUUUUUUUUUUUCUUUCCGGAGUCUUCUGGCGUCUGUGUAGAAAACCCAGCUGCAGUUUCCCUGCGCAAGAAGGCCACCGCGCCGGCGAUGAUGAUGUGACUCGCAGGGAAUUCUUUCAGAAUGGUGUAACUCUUACAAACCAAACCAGAGGUUAACUCGGGGAAUUUCUUUCCCACAUUCAUAAUCCCGCUGUCUUUCUGGAAACCCGCUGAGCGGUAAGCGCACGGUGGAAGUUCAAAACCAGCAACGUAAUAAUAAAAAAAAGGAUAUCUGGCGACCCAGAGACCGAAAACUGAUACUAUCUUCUGCGCCGCCUACACAGUGAGCCGGAGUAGUAAGCACUUUUAUUCAUUAAAAAAAAUCGCCAGUGGGCUGCAGGCGUUACCAUGACAUUGACUGACUCACUACCGCAGACCCGGAGCUGGCGGUAAGCGGAGGCUUCUGCAUCCAGACAAAGGUCUUUCAAAUAAUAGCAGCACGCAAACAGCAAAGGAAAAAAAAAAGAGAGAAAGAGAGGGAGGGGGGGACGACACAAAACAAAGAGCAACAUGAUCUGCGGGCGAACCCGAUCCCUUCCCGUUUCCAGAAACGCUCGGGAUUUCGUGCCCGAAAGGAGGCGGACCGGCACCUGCCCGCACGGCGUCUGAUGGGAGAAAGCGAAAGUGCUCCAUCCCCGGCACGCCAGUUCUCACCCUGCCGGCAGCCGGCUGUGCCACGGGGGCAGGCGGACGCGACCAACACAGGCGAGCCUUGUUGUCGGGGUCCGCUAACACAUUAAUCCGACCCACUGGAAUGCAAACGCCGGAGUGGAUGAUCUCCGAUUAUGAGUGCGCGGAAAGGAUAACGCGUGGUACAAUGCCGCCUGUGUGCGCUCACUCCUUCGCUUUGUUAGAAAUCAGGGCUCUCCUCUGCCCAGGGGAAUUUCUCGGCAGUCUCUGAGAAGUCUGGCACUCGGGUGUCACUCUGUACUGUAUCUCCUGCGCUAUGACUUCCUCGCCACAGAAACACCGCCGCUUGCUACAGAGGAUGGUCUGUGCGCUGUAUGUCACCGUCGUGAUUGGGACAAGCGAGCCGGCUGCUAAUAGCUGUACAGCACCUCACAUAUCCAGCUGUAAAGAGUGCCUGAAACAGGGAGCAGAAUGCGGAUGGUGUUUCCAGGAGGGCUUCCUUGACGGAGCUCCAGUGAGCGAAAGAUGUGACCUGAUUUCCAACCUGGAGAAGAAAGGUUGUGCGUUAGAUUUUAUCGAACGUCCUUCAGUGAAGGUGGUGGUAGAUGCCAGUACGUCAAGCACACAGGUGACCCCGAGAGAUGUCACGGUACAGCUGUGGCCAGGCAGGGAAGCUAGCUUUGUUUUGCAAGUGCGUCAGCUCGAGAGGUACCCUGUGGACAUGUACUAUUUAGUGGAUGUGUCUGCAUCAAUGCAAGACAAUUUGGACAAGCUGAAGACUGUGGGGAUUGCUCUGUCGGAGAAGAUGAAGGAGCACUCCACUGACUUUAAGGUUGGCUUUGGAUCGUUUGUCGACAAGCCUGUUUCACCGUAUAUCAAUGUGCAUCCUUCUAAAAUCGACAACCCAUGCAGCGAUUAUGACAUCCAGUGCAGGCCUGCCCACGGCUUUAUCCACGUGCUCUCUCUCACCGACAACAUCACCGAGUUCACCAGGGUGGUCCACGAGCAGCACAUCUCAGGCAACAUGGACACGCCUGAAGGAGGCUUCGACGCGAUGCUGCAGGCAGCUGUGUGUCAGAACCACAUAGGCUGGCGUAGUGAGGCUAAGCACUUACUCCUCAUGAUGACAGAUCAGCCCUCUCAUCUGGCGCUCGACAGCAAGCUGGCUGGGAUCGUGGUGCCUCAUGAUGGGAACUGUCACCUGGAGGAUAACACUUAUACCCAGUCUGCCUACAUGGAGCAUCCAACCAUUGGUCAACUGGCUGACAAAUUACUGGAGAAUAGUGUUCAUUCUAUAUUUGCUGUGGAGGAACUACAAUAUAAGUGGUAUGAGGAUCUCAUUCCCUUAAUGCCAGGUACAUUUGUUGGAAAGCUUCAGCCAAAAGCAUCAAAUCUGAAAGACUUAGUUGUCCAGGCCUACAAGAGACUUCUUUCUGAUGUGGAAGUACAGAUACUGGUGCAGAACCAGGUGCAGAAACUGGCCGUUAACAUCACGGCGCUGUGUCCUGGAGGGAACCCAGUACCAGGCCACAAUAAAUGCAGCAAUGUGAAACCAAAUGAAACAGUUUUUUUCAACAUAACCAUUGGAAUGAGGGAAUGCGGGAAUCAGGGAGAGGCGGUGGAUUUCUUGAUCAAGCCCGUGGGAUUUAAUGAGUCCACCAGAGUGAAAGUACAGACUGCUUGUGCCUGCCAGUGCACAGGGCCUGGGGCGCCCUCUUCUGGGAGGUGCUGGAAUGAGCGCUCCCCUCAGGACUGCAGGUCCUCGGAGACGGGGUCCUGCACGUGUGAGCAGGGCGGCGAGGAGGGGGGCCUCGGUGAGAGCUGUCGGCUUGACGACACGCAGCCAGCGUGCAGUGGCCGAGGCAGCUGCUUGUGUGGGAGAUGUGUGUGUGCCCGAAGCAGCCUGGGGCUUGUGUUCGGAAAGUACUGCGAAAUGGACAACUUCUCUUGUUCGUAUCACCGGGGACUUCUGUGUGGCGGCCACGGCCAGUGCGUCUUGGGGGAGUGCAGGUGUGCCAGCGGCUGGGAGGGAGAGAGCUGCAGCUGCCCCACGUCCACAGAGCCGUGCAUGCCCACAGGCUCGGGGGUGUGCAGUGGGAAAGGCCGGUGUGUCUGCGGCCGGUGCCAGUGUGAGGACCCCAGACGCUCGGGCCGCUUCUGCGAAGUCUGUCCCAUGUGCAAUAAUCCCUGCGAAACGAACUGGAAGUGUGUGCAAUGCCACUUGUCAAGUGACUUUUCAGAAGUCAAAGCCACGCAGUGCAAUGCGACAUGUUUCCCGAUGGUGCACUACAUCGAUGACAUUUCUGAAUCAAGAAGUGAAACCUCUAAAUACUGCCUUUACCCAACCAGUGAAAACUGCCAUUACAGGUUUCAAAUGGAUUCUAUGUUUGGUGGUAAACAGAUUCACAUCAUCAGAUACCCAGAAUGCUUAUCUGAGCAGCAAUACUUCCCCACAUUCACAGCUGUUUUCCUCAUUACAAUUGCACUUGGGCUCAUGCUCAUUCUGAUUCUGAAGUACAUUUUGGCCCGAAAAAAUCGGAGGAGAGACGUGUCUUCAGACGCUGUCAAUGAUGUAUCACCUAAGGACAUGUCCUACUUACCCACCAUGAAUGAGAAGACGAUAACUUACAGACGGGACAGGCCAGUGGAGAUGCGGAUCCACGUUCACAAAAUGCCUCUGAAUGAGAUCUGGCAGUGUGAAAAGGAUGACUUGUAUGAUCGAGCCUUUAUUCACCACUGAUGAACCAUGGAUGUUAAGAUGUGUGCGUUUCACCAGGGCGGCUGUGAAGGUUUUGUUCCUUUGAUUAUAAAAAUGCGUACCCCCCAUGAAAACAUUCUCGAAAAGCACCAGUUUCUACCAAGUCAGUACCCACAAGGUAAAGAGGUGGUGUUAGGCUGAAAGUGCAGAGUGAGCAUUGACUGAUUUGAUGUGUGUUUUAAAAAAACGAGUGACUUAAAGUGCUGGAAAGGGAGAAGAAGGGAGGUUAUUAUGAAUAAUCUCUGUUGCUGUGCACUGUUACAGACAGAGAUACUUUUGAUACACUCAAGGUAACGCUCAAGACCUGCAUUGUUAUUUUCCAGACACUUUUAUAAUUCAUGGGCUGUCCCUUGCAGUCAGUGAGGAUUGAAUCUGAGGGUGACUGAGGUGGCCAGAACAGGGCCUGCACUCUGGAUGGCUGGUAGAGCAGCUGUCUGCUCAGGAGAUACCUGAUCAUGUACUGCGCACUCCAGUCAUGAUGAGCUCUCUUCCAAGCUCUUGCAUUGCUUCCUUGUUCUAACAUCUUGGGGUCUCGACAUGCUAAGUUCUUCCUCCAUCAGGUUUGAUCAAGUGCUGUAAGAGGAGAGAAUCUUCUUGGGGGGCUGACAUCCAGACAACAUGACCAACACAACAGAGCUGAUGGAGGAUGAUCAUAGUUUUAAGGCUUGGGAGACAACAGUGUUGUCUGUGUUUUAGCCCCGUGCAGUAACGUAGGAAUGAUAACUGCACAGUAGACCACCCAGUCUGGUUUCAGUUUUAAUGUCAGAAUUUUCAAACACUCACUUCUGUAUGCACCAAAGGUGGCACAUGCAGAUUUCAGGUGAUGCUGCAUUUAUUCAUUAAUAUCAAUAACUUCUGUGAAAGAUGAUACACAAGGAAUGGGAAGUACUCUACAUUCUCCAGACACUCAAUGAGAAUCUGAAUCUAUGGCACUGGGGCUUGUGCAUUUGAAGCUUCCUAAUGCGGGAACUUUGGUCUUCUGAAUGUUAAGUCCAAGGAUGGUUUAGGUUUUGGAUCAAUGAUAUUAGAGAUUAAAUGAUUUGCCAUCUAUUUGGCACGUUAGCUGCACUCCAGCGGGCAGCUCGUCCAUUAUCCAAUGGAACUUGGAACUUAAAAAUAUGAAAAAAGGAGUGGAGGCGAUGACACAUUCUUGUGCAACUCUUUUCUGGAUUGUAAAGAGCUGGGCUCUGUAAUGGAUCGAUUACUGAAGAUUUCUGAAUGCCUCUCAUGACAAAGCAGGUGAAGAAUGUUGAUGAAUUUCAGAGGAAAUCCACUGGACAUUCCUGCUUCAGCAGGAUCUUGAAAAGCCAGGAGUCAAAUGCCUCUGUCGAGACAGAGAAGUAGGUGUGUUGGUGUUUCUGACAUUUUUCCUGGAAUUGGCAGGCUAUAAAACCCAUGCCGGUCAAUUCCCAUGAGGGUCACAAUCCGAACAGGAAUUCUGGGAGAAGGUCUUGAGUUUUAUGUUGUUUAUGUUUAUGAGUUUUUAAGUAUGUUAGACAUGUUGUUUUACUUGUCCAACAUACUUAAAAAUUUCAGCCAGAUAUUAUUUCAUUAUUUGAGGUCUUCCCAAGUGAAAAGAACGCUUUCCUUGUGUUCUUAGUUGAGGCUUGAAGAGUUUCCCCUUCUUGACAAAUAUUUCUCCUUUGGUUGGGUCACUCAGGGCUUCAGUGAUGUUGUUGUGGAAGAACAUUGCAUUUCCUGCAGACGAUGUUUGGGAGGCAGCUUGAUAGACAGAUCAGUAACUGAACUGAUAAGACAGUAAUUGGUCCAGGAGUCAUGAACUCAGGUGAUGUGGAUGACUUCAUGGGUCCUGGCAAGUAUUUGGACUGUAGAUGUUGGCAGAAUGUUUUGUGUCCUUUGGUUGUGACCAUGGUGAGAGGCCCAUGAUCUGUGCAUAUAGGUAAGAAGAUAAAUACCAUUGGAGUGGCAUGUUGUUUGUCUCUAGCCUUCAAGUCUCCAAGUAGAAUAAGCCUAUUUGAGAUUCCACAGAGAAUUUGGUCAAGUUUGGCAUAGACGUCUUCCUUAGUUUCAUUGUUUGAGUCUUGAUUAGAUGAACAAUGUUCCCAGCUAAUUUGAAACAGAGUCAUAAGGUGAAAAGCAUGACAGUGAUUGUGGUUUAAUUCUUAAUGACAAAAGCCAUUAGUCCAGAGUUCUUUAACUACAAACGUGGUACGUUAUACUGACUGAACAUUGUCUGGGCAGUCUGUGAGGAUCCUGCUUUUCCAGGUCCCACAGGUAAGUAUGCUCUUCUGUGCUUUUUGACCACGGAAAGGUAACCCCUCGGGUCUAGGCUAUCCAGGCAGGAGUGCUGAGGAAGACUAGUGCAAGGGCACCUUUCCCAGCUGCCUCCUCCCAAGGGUUAAACAGAACAGAACCCUGAAAAGGGAUGUUUGGUCACAGUUAAAGCCGCGCGCCUGCCUCAACCAUCAUUAAAAUCGUUUAAAACAUGAAGGUGCACUUACAGCAGGUGUAAAACGCAACAACAUGCUCCCUACCUCCUGUAGCUCCACUGCACACUCCCUCUCAUUUCCCCGCCAGCAGUGAGCAUGCAAGCUGUUACAAACGCGAAGAUAAAGAGCCAAACAAUGUUUCGGCUCUCCAGAGCACCUCAAUAGAUUCAGACGCCCGGAACCCUAACUUGCCGAUCAAUUAUGUGAUCAAUUACCACGAGCCAAAGACUGUUUUCAAGCUUGCUUACAGUUGGGCUCAGUGAAAUAAAUAAGAUGCCCAGUGUGAAAACUCAAAAGGAGGUAUACAGUUACAGCUCAGAGUUGGGGUUGGGCCAUUGCUAAAACAUCAGGGCACCAACAUGGCAGAAUUUGGCACCAAAGUUCAGUACUGAAGAUAUUUGCUGUGUCUUUUUAUGACUCCGUUCUCAGUGGAAUAUGGUGUUACUUUGUAUUUUUUGCACUUGUGACAGAGUAGCACCAGUCCAGCACCUCCCAAAUCAUGCAGAGCGUUAUCAAAAUCAGUCGGUAUACUUAUUAUUUUCCACAAUUUUUUUAUUUAUCCACUGCUACAACAGUGAUUUAUUCCAUAUUAUAGCUUUUCAUGUGUUUACAGCAAAAAGGAGAUGAUCCCAAAGCACUGCAAGGCUUCUAACUGAAAGUUUUACACCUUUUCCUGCUCUUUUGAGUAGGUGUGUGUCUCUGGGGCUUGGAUACUGUAUCUUUAAGCGGUGUUUACAAAGACGUUACAUAUGCUUAAAAUUCUAAAGUCCUGGAGUUCAUGGCUGUCUCUCUAUGACACACAGUAGACAAAGCACACCUCAAAGUACUACGUGAAAAUACCUGUUCUUUGGUAAUGGCUUUUAUUUAUGACUUGCUCGUUUAAAUCACAGAAAAUGUGCACACUUAACCGAGUGCAAUGCUGCCCUCUAGUGUCUCCCCGUAUUUCUUGUGAUGAACCUUUGAUGAACGUGAAUGAAAAAGCCACUAUGAAGCAAUAGAACAUAAAAGAGUUAACACUCAGAUUGAGGGUUUGUGUCUGAAGUUGAUCAUAAAUAAUGUAGUGCCUUUCUAUAGUACCAGUUUUAUAUGAAUACAUACAGUAAAAACUGCUUAAAAUUUUAUGAAAGCAAUAUUUUUCUUUUUUCCUGUUAAAGAAUCACUAUCUCUGCAUCCCUAAGCAGUUAAAAAUGAACAGUGAUUUUUUUCUGCCCCAAUUCCUUUGUACAUGCUCAGUGUGCACAUUACAUCAACCAAAUUCUUUGUUAGAAAAACAGCUCACAAAUUCAAUUCAACUCAUUGUGUUUGUCCCAAUGAGUUCAUUAGUUGUGCACUUGGGUGUAAGCAUCCGUAUUUCAUUCUUUACUUUCCACAAGAGGUUUAACUCAUCAGAGGAAAGAAAUUAUGGAUGUAGAGUAGUACUAACUGGGAAUUGUCCUGAUUUUGGUGUUUGAAUAUGUGGCUGUUUUACUGCUUUAAAUUUGAGUAUAGCUUUUAAGCAGUGCUUACCAUUAAUUUCAUGUCUUCAGAAUAUAUAUUUUUGUAGCAGAUAAUUUGCUGUUAAAUUCCUUUAAAUACUGUCCUUUUCAUAACAGUCUCUCAUAUUUUGCAUGAUGCGAUGUGGAAUGGAGUAUACAGGAUAGUCUUCACAGACUGUGUGGAGGUUGUUUCAUUGUGCAUUACUACUGUCAGAAAACUGGAAAGCAGAAGGCGGGAGUAGCUAAUUCCUGAUUUGUUUCCUUUCUUGUGGAGCGUGGUCACAGUAGCUGCUAUUGGAUUUUAGUUUUUUAACACUAUUUAUUUAGAAGGUACAACGUAGUUUAUUUUUCUAAGGUUAACUUAAUUUAUAUUAUUUAAGUUUGUGAGAUUGAUUAGGUAGAUAUUAAAACCAUUUUGUUAUUUAUCUGACUAAUAACUCCUUGUUGUGAUGUUCUGAUUAUUGUAGUUUUUUUUAAUAUCAGGUUAACAAUACAGAUGUAGCAAGUUAUGUCUAGUUUGAGAGGAGAAAGUUAUCAUCUGCAAAAAACUCUAGAUCAUUUAAUACGAGUAAUGUACUGAAUAUUUUCUGUUCAAUGUUUACCAUUGCAAAAUAUUCUGGUUUCCUUCAGCUGGAAUAUUUAUAGCUGUGCAAAUGCAUGGGGAGAGGGCGUUCUCAUCUGAAGCUUCUCCCUUGUAAUCAUCCAUUCUAUUUUGUAAAACAGACGUAGUGUAACGAAUGCUAAUUUAGUCAGUAUAAAAGUGAAAUAACAGGAAAAUGCAGCUGAUAACUCCUUUACAUUGCAAAGCAAAGUGUAAAUGAACUCAUUACAGGGCAUUAUUGUAUUUACAAUAAACAUAAUGUCACAUUCAA
Messenger RNA from Lepisosteus oculatus (spotted gar), 8309 nucleotides. It is a transcript of the gene itgb8, whose product is annotated as integrin, beta 8. Gene Ontology annotation, biological process: integrin-mediated signaling pathway; cell migration; cell adhesion mediated by integrin. Gene Ontology annotation, cellular component: integrin complex; focal adhesion; cell surface. The record is from RefSeq and is a predicted model, not a curated record. NCBI's taxonomy places the organism in Eukaryota, Metazoa, Chordata, Actinopteri, Semionotiformes, Lepisosteidae. Gene Ontology annotation, molecular function: integrin binding.